Messenger RNA from Jaculus jaculus (lesser Egyptian jerboa), 1293 nucleotides. RefSeq names its product nuclear distribution C, dynein complex regulator (gene Nudc). The transcript is spliced from 8 exons. Gene Ontology annotation, cellular component: cytoplasm. Gene Ontology annotation, biological process: protein folding. Bases 77 to 1075 code for a protein of 332 amino acids. The record is from RefSeq and is a predicted model, not a curated record. NCBI's taxonomy places the organism in Eukaryota, Metazoa, Chordata, Mammalia, Rodentia, Dipodidae.
GAAGGCUAGCUAGCGGAGCGGAGCCGUUGAUCCCGGCGCGAUCCCGAGCAGCGCGGAGUGCGGAGCGGCAGGCGCGAUGGGCGGGGAGCAGGAGGAGGAGCGCUUCGACGGCAUGCUGCUGGCCAUGGCGCAGCAGCACGAGGGCGGCGUGCAGGAGCUUGUGAACACCUUCUUCAGUUUCCUUCGACGCAAAACAGACUUUUUCAUUGGAGGAGAAGAGGGGAUGGCAGAGAAGCUCAUCACACAGACUUUUAACCAUCACAACCAGCUGGCACAGAAGGCCCGGCGAGAGAAGCGAGCUCGUCAGGAGACAGAACGGCAGGAGAAGGCAGAGCGGGCAGCCAGGCUGGCAAAGGAGGCCAAAGCAGAGCCCUCUGGGCCUCAGAUCAAGGAGCUGACUGAUGAGGAGGCAGAAAGGCUGCAGCUGGAGAUCGACCAGAAAAAGGAUGCAGAGAAUCAUGAGGCCCAGCUCAAGAACGGAAGCUUAGGCUUGCCAGGGAAGCAGGAUGCUGAGGAGGAAGAGGAUGAGGAAGAUGAGAAGGACAAAGGGAAGCUGAAGCCCAACCAAGGCAAUGGGGCCGAUCUGCCCAACUACCGCUGGACCCAGACUCUGUCGGAGCUGGACCUGGCAGUGCCCUUCCGUGUCAGUUUCCGGCUGAAAGGGAAGGACGUGGUGGUAGACAUCCAGCGGCGGCACCUCCGGGUGGGGCUCAAGGGACAGCCAGCCAUCAUUGACGGGGAGCUGUACAAUGAAGUGAAGGUGGAGGAGAGCUCGUGGCUCAUUGAGGACGGCAAGGUGGUGACAGUGCAUCUGGAGAAGAUCAAUAAGAUGGAGUGGUGGAAUCGCUUGGUGUCCAGUGACCCUGAGAUCAAUACCAAGAAGAUUAAUCCUGAGAACUCCAAGCUGUCAGACCUGGACAGUGAGACCCGCAGCAUGGUGGAAAAAAUGAUGUAUGAUCAGAGACAAAAGUCAAUGGGUCUGCCCACCUCUGACGAGCAGAAGAAACAGGAGAUCCUGAAGAAGUUCAUGGAUCAGCACCCAGAGAUGGAUUUCUCCAAGGCCAAAGUCAACUAGCCCCUGGGUUUGCCUUUGUGAACUCUUGAGGCUAUACCCUCAGCCACUCAAUUUCCUUUCCCACCCAUCCCUGGAACCUGGGAGCCUCAGGGCUGGGGCAGGCAUGGGACUGGCCCAGGCAUGCCAGGUCGCAGGGCAUCAUGGGAGAAGGGCUGGGCCUUGGGGGUCUUGUCCUCCCCAUCUGGCCUACUGUUACACAUUAAAGCUAUUUACCCAGC